CGGAUGUGUAGGAUAUGUAGGACAUACACAGGAAGAACGACACAGAUUGCAGUCGAGCAUUGAAACCAGCCUGCAUGUGAAUCAUCAUGGAUUUCUUGACAACAGACAUAAAAGGGAGCACGUUGAAUGUCACUACCACUGCAGAACCAACCAUACCCUUGAUCUACACCAGUCAAACAGAUGCUACAAUCAUCGCCUCUUUGGGGAUCACCAUAGGAAUACUUGGUAUGAUAGGUAACUUAUUGGUGCUCCUGGCCGUCUCUCUCUCCAAGGACCUCCAGAACUCCACAAAUGUUUUUGUGGUGAGUCUCUCUAUAUCUGAUUUCAUCUCAUCUGUCUCUCUGCCAUUCCAAGGCAUAUCAGUGCUCUCUGAGUCUGGAUGGCCUUUUGGGAAAGGGAUGUGUGAUCUGCUGGGAACGAUAUUCAUCUGGUCUAACCCAACCAGCAUCCUGACUUUAACUGCAAUUGCAGUCAACCGUUACAUUAUCAUCACCAAGGGUAAGAGAGUACAACAGAAGAUCUACACACACCGUGGAAAUGCCUUCAUGGUAGCACUUGUGUGGCUGUUUCCGUUCCUAGUUCUGGUGAUGCCUCAGCUGAUUCCCGCAACGGGUGGGAUAGUGUAUGCUCCCAACUUCAGAUCCUGUAUGUGGGAUUUGGAACAUCCUUUAGCUAUCGUCUUUCAAAGUAUAGCCUCGAUCAUCUUUACUGGUUGUACCUUCAUCAUAUUCUUCUGCUACAUUGCAAUCUACCGUUUUGUCCGGGGACAUGUCAUCAACACACGCAGCAGGCUGAGAGAAUCCAAUGACAACCUGGCAAUCAAUGGCAGAACCAACCAGCAGUCAUCGCGAAAGGGCCCAAGCGUCAAACAGAUCAAUAUCACCAAAAAUUUGGCUCUUGUUGUGGUAGUCUUCUUCAUCUGUGUUUUGCCUUUCGCACUGAAUCUGUAUUCACCACACCUUGGAUUACACACAGCCUAUCUAGCCGGUCUUGUGCUUCUCCCUAACUGUUUGAACCCUAUGAUUUACGCAGCGCGUCAUCCCUGCUUCAAGGUCGUCUUCAGAAGCAUGUUUACAUGCAGGUUUCACAAUAUUCCUCAUCCAUCGGAAUGGCUCAAAGCCCUUCUUCACGACGCAGGUUCAGUGAACAGAACAACACAAUCAAGCUCUACAGUUUGA
Messenger RNA from Strongylocentrotus purpuratus (purple sea urchin), 1178 nucleotides. RefSeq names its product octopamine receptor beta-2R-like. Gene Ontology annotation, biological process: G protein-coupled receptor signaling pathway. Gene Ontology annotation, molecular function: G protein-coupled receptor activity. The coding region runs from base 87 to 1178 and encodes 363 amino acids. The record is from RefSeq and is a predicted model, not a curated record. The transcript has 2 exons. Lineage: Eukaryota; Metazoa; Echinodermata; Echinoidea; Camarodonta; Strongylocentrotidae. Gene Ontology annotation, cellular component: membrane.